Molecule: messenger RNA, 288 nt
Organism: Ostreobium quekettii
Lineage: Eukaryota; Viridiplantae; Chlorophyta; Ulvophyceae; Bryopsidales; Ostreobiaceae
Source: the annotation of a GenBank genome assembly
AUGGGGAACUGCUGUGGGGGCGGCGGGAAGGGCGGCGGUGCCGCGGAGGAGGUGUUCCGGCCGACGCCGGGCGGGGCAGUGUCAGCGGGGGCGCCGGCCGCGCGGCAGAGAAGACUGACAGAAAUGGACAGGGAGGCACAGGCGAAGGCUGCAGAGGCGGCGGAGGCUCGAGCCCAGCAGUUUCAGAAGACACCCGUUGGCAGGGCUGCCUACAAAGCUGUCAAAGAAGCAAAGAAGCAAGAGAGCAGGGAGAGCUCAAGCACAGCUGCACACGAUUGGCUUUCUUGA